ACACCUAGAGGGAUGCCGGGGGUGCUCAGUCUGGAGGGUUCCCUGUCCAGCAGCGUGCACACAGGGCUGUGUUUACUCCUUUCCAUGGAGCCUCUCCUCCUCCUUGUACACGGCUCCUCCCCUCCUGCAAUGCCUGCCUGGGAAUCCCGGCCCUGACCACACUUUGUGCCCGGGACUUUUCAAAGCUCUCUAACCUGUAGCCUGUCCCGAGGGUCCCCAUAAUAGAGAGGCCAGAGCUGAGGCAGCUGGAGAGGGUAGCCAUCCCUGAGGGACCUGUCUUCCUCAUUCCAGCUCUCCCCUCCUACACCUCUCACUGCCCUUCCUUCCUUCCUUCCUUCCCUCCUUCCGCAUUCAGGGGCUCUAUAGCUCCCCAGGGAGUCCUCUCACACCUGGACUCCAAUAAAACAAGUUUUUAUUACUUUUCUUUCUGGCACUUUUCCCUAAACUUUCAGGGAAGUCCCCAAUUCUGACCCUUUCACCUGCUUUCUGUCAGUGUGAUGUCAUAGAGUGGAGGGACCUCAGGAUGGAGUACUAUGCCUGGUGAUGGUGUCCUAUGUCACCUGUUCCUGGGGGAAGUGACACCGUGUGAAUUGGGGACAGUCGCAGGCCGGGCUCUCGUUUUUACCUUUUGGCGAGGAAGGCGAAGAUGAAAGUGACAGUUUGUUUUGGGAAGACUGCCAUUGUGGUCCCCUGCAAGGAUGGGAAGUUCAGCGUCAGAGAAUUAAUUCAACAAGCUGCACAAAGAUACAUCAAAGCCAAGGAGAAAGAACCAGGAUAUUGGGUGAAGAUCCGUCAUCUAGAAUACAAAGAUGGAGGGAUAUUAGACCCUGAUGAUAUUGUAGCAGAUGUUGUUGAAGACAAGGACAAGUUGAUAGCCGUGUUUGAUGAACAUGAUGUCUCCAGUAAAAAAGAAGAUGGAAUCACCAUCACAGAUCGCCUCAGCCCUGACCCUUUUGAAGCAGAACUAGAAGCUCAUAAUGCCACAUACCAUCCACUUCGAGGAGAAAUUGAGGUUACUCCUUCAGCCCUGAAACUUGGAACCCCUCUGCUGGUGAGACGGAGCAGUGACCCAACCAUGGGACCAGUGCCUGAUUUUCAUCCUGGAUCUUCUCACACUGCUGAUCAGAGUAUGAAAGUUACUGUCCAGGGUCCGACCUCCAUAUCUACAGAUGGUCAGAAAGAGCUGAGCUGGCAAGGUGACCAUAUGAAAUCACAGAAGGCCCGAUUUAUGUUCAGUGAGUUGUCAAGAAAGGUAGAGAUUUCAGGGGACAGAGGGCCUUUGGGGAUACAUGUUGUGCCUUUCUAUUCCUCUCUUAGUGGACGUGCUUUGGGACUGUACAUUCGUGGAAUUGAAGAGAACAGCAGGACUAAACAAGAGGGCCUUUUCCAAGAAAAUGAAUGCAUUGUGAAAAUUAAUAGUGUGGAACUUGCUGAUAGAUCUUUUACACAGGCACAAGAUAUCUUCAGACAAGCAAUGAAACAUCCCAGUGUGUUAGUGGAAGUUGUGCCAUCCCAUAAUCGUGAGCUGUAUGAGAAAUCUGCCAUAACUUGCCUACCACUUUUAGAAGAUGAAGAUGAUGAUGUUCCUAAUAUAAAACCACCUCCUCCACCUACCCAUACAAAGCUAAGUGGGAAGAUCAGUGACCACAUAAAUGGUUUAGAUUCUGCACUGUCACUACCGUCUUCGGUAAGCCCAGAUCCAACACGUGAUGGUAGUUCAUACUCCUCACCUCUGGGCUUUGGAACUAAGAAAAUUGCCAAGAUUUUAAGGAUUGAUCUAAAAAAAGGUGCAGAUGGGCUUGGAUUCACAGUGGUGACCAGGGAUUCUACAGUACAUGGACCUGGCCCUAUUUUCGUUAAAAACAUUCUCCCCAAAGGAGCGGCCAUAAAGGAUGGACGAUUACUGUCUGGAGAUCGAAUAGCAGAGGUUAAUGGCAUAGCAAUUGCUGGAAAAACACAAGAGGAGCUUGUAGCCAUGCUAAGGAGUACCAAGCUGGGCGAAACCGUGUCUCUGGUGGUUGCUCGACAGGAAGAAGCUUUCUUACCUCGUGAACUGAGAGAAGUAGAAGGCCAUGUUGUGUCUCCAGAAAACACAGUACAGAUGACCUUUGAGGUACCACUAAAUGAUUCAGGUUCAGCUGGACUCGGUGUUAGUCUAAAAGGCAACAAAUCCAGAGACACCAGCAGUGAUUUGGGGAUUUUCAUCAAGUCCAUCAUCCAUGGAGGAGCAGCCUUCAAGGAUGGUCGUCUGAGAGUUAAUGACAAACUUCUUGCUGUAAAUGGAGAGAGUCUGCUGAGUAAAACAAAUCAAGAAGCUAUGGAAACAUUACGAAGGUCCAUGUCUAUGGAGGGAAACAUUCGUGGAAUGAUCCAGCUGGUUAUUCAGAGAAAGUUGGAAAGACAGACAGAGGACCAGUCAGAGCCAGGCACUGUGCUAAAAUUUAUCCAGGAGAACAUCUCUGAUCAAAAUGGCUUUCGGUUUAAAAAGAAAGAUUCAGACAAUGAUGAGGAAAAUUUUGACAAAGAUGUGCCUUAUCUGGAUUACUCUAAGUUUAGCCCAGCAGCAGAAUCUUCCCAACAACCCGAUGCAAGUUACCUAAAAGCAUCAAAAAGCAUGGAUCUUGUGCCUAAUGAAAGCAAGCUUGCCUCCUUAAAUAUGAUCAAGUCAGAUUUUCCUGGAAAAGAUCUUGGUCCAAGAUUGGGUCUAAAAAAGUCCAGCUCGCUAGAGAGUCUGCAAACAGCAGUGGCAGAAGUCAAGAAAAAUGAUCUUCCUUUCUACAGACCUAGACCACACAUGGUCCGUGGUAGGGGCUGUAAUGAAAGCUUCAGGGCUGCAAUUGAUAAGUCUUAUGAUGGACCAGAGGAUGAAGAAGAUGGUCUUUCUGAUGUGAGUUCCCACUCCAGCCAAGCAGCCCCAAUAGAGAAUGCACAGCUAGAAGAUACAGAUAAAUUAAACAAGGACAAAAAAAAGAAGGAUAAGAAAAAAGACAAGGAAAAGGACAAAGCCAAAGUAAAGGAAAAGAAAAAGGAAGAAGCUGAUGAUCAUGAGAAGAAAGCUAAGAAAAAAGGUUUUGGCGCAAUACUAAGGUUUGGGAAAAAGAAUAAAGAUGAUAAAGGAGGAAAGGUCGAUCAGAAAGGUAGUCCUAAAACUGCCAGGAAAGAGGAGGAGCAUGAUGUGGAAAAGAUGAAGGAAGAACGUGACAGGCAGCAAGUGGUGAGCUUUAAGCAGGAACAGCAGCUUUCAAGACACUCAGAUAAUAGAUGAAGGAGAUGGACCUAAACAGAAAGGAGAUCAGAUUAUGCACAUUGCAGAAUGACCCACAGAGGAAGCAUAUGCGCCUCCCUCUCUCUCCUAACAUGUUAUAAGGCAGAAGGACCAUUACAACUGACUCAGCUAAACAGAGGGAGCUCCAAGAAUGCAGGCAGUGCCUACAUUUAAUUAGACAGCCCAGCAUGAUUUUAAAACUUUUGUGGAUGUACCCAUUAUAAAAAUAUUUAUUUGUAAAAGGAAAAUUUUAUAUAAGCAUUUAUGCAAUUAUACCAAAAGAUUUUGUACAUUUGUACAUUUUCAAAAAGGCAAAAUAAAACCAUAAACCAGUAUAUUUACCAUUUAUUUGUGAUAUGCUAUUAUUAGGGAUUUAUUGCAUGGGGAAUCCUGUGGUCACUCUGCUGCAUACUUGAAUAUCACCUUUACUUAGAAGUUGUGGGAGCCUUAAAUUAUUGCAAAAAGUAUACAGUAUUGUAAUUGUCUGUGACUGUCAUUGGUCACAGUGAGCCAUGUAGCAUGUCUCAUUUACCUUUCCAUGUUACAAGAAGGUUAGCUGUUGGCAUCUAGAAGCAAUGCUGGCUUUACAAGGAGGUGAGCGUCCAUGUAGAGUCAUUUUGUUUACAAAUCAAUACUAUGUUUUUGGACUACUUAGGUUCGACUUAGAUGGACUUUAUUUUACAAAUGUUCUUUGGCUUUUCAAUAAAUAUUCUUUAUAAGAAUUAUUGAAUGUAAGCAAAUUAUUGGAACGCAUUUUGCAAUCUUAUGUGUGUUAAAUGGUAGCAGGUACUGUAUCUCUCAUGAUCCUUGCACAUUAGCCCCUGUGAGUCCAAUCCGAGAUUGUUGGUGCACCCCUGAGGAAUAGGUGCAGCGUCCAGCCCUGCUGCCUGCAACCUGUCAAGGUCUAUGGCAGACUGCAAUAUGCCAUGGGUGAACACUGUACUCAUAUUUAAGGCCCUAUGCCUUCAGGGGCAGAACACAGAAUAGGUCCUGUGUGCAAGGAGUUUUAGAUGGGAACUGUCCUGUGUCUUUUACCAUUAUUUGUCAGUAAAUAACAGCACAAGUAAAAACCAAAUGGAUGUGGCCAUAUAAGUUAAGUUGCCAUAAGAGCAAAGUAAGGGUGUUUUCAAGGUAUAUAUUUGACAGGUACAGACUGUAUAGAUAUACAUAAACAGUACUGUGCAAAAGUUUUAGGCACUGUAAUGCUGUAAAGUAGGAUGCUUUCACAAAUAAUGUAAAAUAUUGUUUUUAUUAAUUAGACGAUUUUAUAAAGAGUAUCUAAAAAAGAAGAAACCUAAAUCAAAUCAAUGUUUGUUGUAUCCACCUAUUGCCUGUAAACUUCUCUUGGGUACACUUGCACAGUUUUUUUUUACAUGUUGGCUGUAUCUGUUGUUCUUAACAAAUAAAGAUUUUAAAUGAA
This is a messenger RNA of Rana temporaria (common frog), 4685 nucleotides long. RefSeq names its product par-3 family cell polarity regulator beta (gene PARD3B). The coding region runs from base 647 to 3265 and encodes 872 amino acids. Gene Ontology annotation, cellular component: adherens junction; apical junction complex; apical plasma membrane. Gene Ontology annotation, molecular function: protein binding; phosphatidylinositol binding. The record is from RefSeq and is a predicted model, not a curated record. The transcript has 20 exons. Gene Ontology annotation, biological process: microtubule cytoskeleton organization; establishment of centrosome localization; establishment or maintenance of epithelial cell apical/basal polarity. Lineage: Eukaryota; Metazoa; Chordata; Amphibia; Anura; Ranidae.